Molecule: messenger RNA, 1365 nt
Organism: Dovyalis caffra
Lineage: Eukaryota; Viridiplantae; Streptophyta; Magnoliopsida; Malpighiales; Salicaceae
Source: the annotation of a GenBank genome assembly
AUGGAGUUAGCCGCCUCAAUAACGCACAAUUCAGAGCCAACAGAAGCAAACGCCGUCAACACACAAGCAGAAGGGGGAACGGAAGCAGUAACGGAGGCAGGACAAUCACAAGGACAAGCGAAGUGGCCGGGAUGGCCUGGAGAUAAUGUGUUUAGGUUAAUAGUGCCGGUUUCAAAAGUAGGAAGUAUAAUUGGACGGAAAGGAGAGUUGGUGAAGAAAAUGUGUGAUGAAACACGUGCGCGUAUUCGUAUUCUUGAAGGUCCUCUUGGUAUUUCUGAUCGAAUUGUUCUUAUUUCUGGCAAAGAAGAGCCAGAAGCUCCACUAUCUCCCGCAAUGGAUGCUGUACUGAGAGUGUUCAAGCGCGUGAGUGGUCUAUCUCCUGGUGAGGGUGACAACACAGUUUCAGCUGCUGUUGCUACUGGCUCUGCAUUUUGUUCCAUGAGGUUACUGGUUGCAUCUUCACAGGCAAUUAACUUAAUUGGGAAGCAAGGAUCCAUAAUCAAAUCAAUACAGGAAAACACUGGUGCAGCUGUGCGUGUUAUGGCAGAAGAUGAGUUACCCUCAUAUGCUACUUCAGAUGAGAGAAUUGUGGAAAUACAUGGUGAAGCUGAGAAAGUUUUUAAAGCAUUAGAAGCAGUAAUAGGACAACUACGGAAGUUUUUAGUUGAUCAUAGUGUCAUUCCUUUAUUCGAGAAAAAUUACAAUGCAGCAAUUUCACAGGAACGCCCUGCAGAUGCCCAGGCUGAUAUUGCUCAGUCCUCUCUACAUUCUGCUCCUGCUCCUGCAUUUCAAAGUGGUUAUGUUUCUGAUUAUUCCCUGUCUUUGAAGCGGGAUCCGUCAAUAUAUGAACAUGAAACACAAUUUGAACACAAAAUCUCACAACCUGGAUUGUCACUUUACGGACAAGAUCCUGGAUUUGGAGGUUUACGUUCAACAGGACUUGGCCGUGCUAGUGCUCCUAUAGUAACUCAGGUGACACAGACAAUGCAAGUACCUCUGUCAUACGCUGAGGAUAUCAUUGGCGUUGCUGGAUCUAAUAUUGCCUACAUUCGUCGUACCAGCGGGGCAAUCCUUUCAAUACAAGAGAGCAGAGGUUUGCCUGAUGAGAUCACUGUGGAAAUCAAGGGCACUGGUUCUCAGGUUCAGAUGGCUCAACAGCUUAUUCAGGAGUUCAUUAGUAAUCACAAGGAACCACCAAGCAUGUUUGGGAAGAUAGAUACGGGAUUGAGUGCAUAUUCACAAAUGGCAGAAACCGGUUACCACCCUUCAUCUUCAUUUACAUCACAUCUAGGAGGAUAUGGAUCCUCGAGUAUAGGAGGGUAUGGAUCGCCUGGUGCAGGAGGUUACAACAGUUAUAGAUUUUGA